ACUAGUGGCUGUCAGUUGCCACAAAGCGAUUAUCGUACGAACAGUAAGGUUGUAUUAGAACGGAAGGACAUUUAUCGAGUUUAAUGGUAAAAUAAUCAGAGACAAUGUUAUUGUAAUGGUUGUGAGUGGUGGUCCCGAGCGAACAUGGCUUACGACAUCGGGUGGAUCAUCCCGCGCCUGCGGAACCCGAGCCGACUGUGGAACUGCGCCAGCUCCAUCACGGUGGCAGUGGUCGGUUUGUUCACCAAGUUAUUUGUAGAGUUCUUCAACAAGACGACGGUGUACAACCGCGAGGCGCUGCAGCGCGCCGUGUACCGCCCGCCCGACGUGCCCCUGCUCACCGUCUCCAACCACUACUCCUGCUUCGAUGACCCGGGCCUCUGGGGGGUGCUGGACACGCGCACGCUGACGAGCGGCGCGCGCAUGCGCUGGGCGCUGGCGGCGCACGACAUCUGCUUCGCCAACUCGCUGCGCGCCUCCUUCUUCGCGCUCGGCAAGUGCGUGCCCGUCGUGCGCGGCGCCGGCGUCUACCAGCCCGGGAUGGACUUCUGCGUGGAGCGGCUGGCGCGCGGCGAGUGGGUGCACAUCUUCCCCGAGGGCCGCGUCAACGUGGAAAAGGAGCACAUCCGCUUCAAGUGGGGCGUGGGCCGCCUCGUGGCCGACAGCGCGGCGCGCGGCCGGCCGCCCGUCGUGCUGCCCGUGUGGCACGAGGGCAUGGACUGCUUGCUGCCCAACGUCGAGCCCUACCGCCUGCGCAUACGCAACCGCCUCCACCUCGUCGUGGGCGAGCCGCUGCGCCUGCACCCGCUGCUGGACAGAUUAAAGAACGAGAACGCCUCGGAGGAGGAGACGCGGCGCGCCAUCACGGAGCGCGUGCAGGAGGAGCUCAUGAAGCUGCGCGCGCGCGCGCACGCGCUCAUCCGGCGCGCGGCCGGCGUCGACCGCGAGCGGCCGCGCGCCAGCGGCAAGGAGCGCAACCACAACGAGCCGCCGGCGCGCGACCGCGACCUGUGA
Molecule: messenger RNA, 1014 nt
Organism: Melitaea cinxia (Glanville fritillary)
Lineage: Eukaryota; Metazoa; Arthropoda; Insecta; Lepidoptera; Nymphalidae
Gene: Taz
Product: tafazzin
Exons: 5
Coding region: 145-1014 (289 amino acids)
Biological process (GO): cardiolipin acyl-chain remodeling; inner mitochondrial membrane organization
Cellular component (GO): mitochondrial membrane
Molecular function (GO): 1-acylglycerophosphocholine O-acyltransferase activity
Source: RefSeq, a predicted model, not a curated record